Messenger RNA from Colletotrichum lupini, 954 nucleotides. RefSeq lists its product as uncharacterized. The record is from RefSeq and is a predicted model, not a curated record. The transcript has 3 exons. Lineage: Eukaryota; Fungi; Ascomycota; Sordariomycetes; Glomerellales; Glomerellaceae. The coding region runs from base 1 to 954 and encodes 317 amino acids.
AUGGCCAUGGGACUCCAGCAGCAGCAACACACCCAGGGCUCGCCGCCCAUCCACUUCCCCGGCGACUUUGUCGAGUACGGCCAGCAGUACGACAACAACAGCGGCUACCACAGCGACCCGUCCUCUUCUCAACAGCGUCAAUCCCGCGGCGAGGGCGGCAGGAACGGCCGGUAUCGAAGACCGCGUUCCCCUUCCCUCGACGACGAUUCUCGCUUCACUACCGGGCCCAGCGGCGGUGAGGAUCCGCGGGCUAGCUCUGACGCUGCGCUGCAUGAUGCCGUGCUCGCGCAGGCGCCCCAUCAACAGCGCGUGAUCCCAACAAACGGCCGCAACGGAGGCCAACCCCGCGCCGCAGGCCCUCGCGCACCCCCCGCCGCCGCAAACGCAUCCCAGAACCGCCGCUCCCAGCCCCCGCCAGUCAACUCCCAGCUGCCGCCCUACAUGGGCGAGAACCCCGACGAAUGGAGCCCGUCCAAGGACGCCGCAGGAGCAGGAGGCUACUCCCGCCGCCGCACAGAGCGCCACGCCCGCCGGCAAUCCUCCACCGGCAGCCGCGCCCCGGGAGCCCCGGACCCGCCCCAAAUGAGCGGCGGCGCGUCCCCGCGCGGCCCGCCCGAAAGCCAGCACUCUCCCAGAGAUAGACUCCCGUCCCAGCAGCUACAGCAGCAACAGCGAGAGCAGCACAUUCCCAACCCGGCAGGCGGUCUUCGCCCUCCCUCCCCGCCAGCCGUGAACGAGAGCACCCUCAGCGACAUCAGCCGCGUCAACAGCCCCAGCAUCUCCAAAUCCGUCCUCGAGCCCCUCCAGCGCAAGAUGCUCGAGUACCACCGCCUCAUGGACGAAGCUCAGGGUCAGAUGGCGCAGUACGACGAGGAGCUCCGCCUCCUGCAGGAGCGCCGCCGUCUAGCCGAGCAGAGAUUCGGGAAGCUGAGGUUCAGUUUGUUUGGGAGGUAG